Messenger RNA from Penicillium riverlandense, 711 nucleotides. RefSeq lists its product as uncharacterized. Gene Ontology annotation, molecular function: oxidoreductase activity. The coding region runs from base 1 to 711 and encodes 236 amino acids. The record is from RefSeq and is a predicted model, not a curated record. Lineage: Eukaryota; Fungi; Ascomycota; Eurotiomycetes; Eurotiales; Aspergillaceae. The transcript is spliced from 2 exons.
AUGGAGAUCGCAACGCCACCAGUACCCAUCCACGAGGGCGCCACCGACAAGCCCCGAAAUGUCGACACGGACCUGAUAUUUUGGAAACGUCCCGCGGACCUGUGCCUCGUCUCCGACUUUACCAAAGUCAGCCCGGAAGAGGGCAUGGCUGCGAUGAAGCGUCUCGAGGAAGAGCACCGCAUUCAAGUUCACGACGUCCGCGGCCACGAGUCGGAUUUCUCCCUGCAGCAGAACGGCUUCCAGUAUGUCUGGCACGAGAUACCCGAGCUCGGCGGUGCGGCGGAUGAAGAGCAGGUGCAGCAGUUUAUUAUUCCCCAAACGGAGCAAAUGGUUAAGAAACUAACCGGCGCAUCGCGCAUGAAAACCUUCAAGCACCGCGUCCGCUGUCUGGCCAGCGACCCAGCCACGCUCGCCGAUAACCGCGCCCCAGCCCACAGCGUGCACUCGGACUUCACGGUUGCCGGCGCGCUACGCAACCUCAGCACCACGAUCCCCGACUCCGAAGAGCGCGAGCAGCUCCUCUCCAAGCGGGUGAUGAUCAUCAACAUCUGGCGACCCUUGAAGACCGUCACCAGAGACCCGCUGGCAGUCUGUGACUGGGGAACCCUAAAUCAUAAGAAGGACGGCAUUGCCAACCGGCUCGUUCUGCCAGGGGGUGGAAUGAAUUGGGGAAGUAUGCUUUCAAUGAGUCCCAGCAGUGGUAUUAUCUGA